Fonsecaea pedrosoi CBS 271.37 is the source of this 1107-nucleotide messenger RNA. RefSeq lists its product as uncharacterized. The transcript is spliced from 2 exons. The record is from RefSeq and is a predicted model, not a curated record. Lineage: Eukaryota; Fungi; Ascomycota; Eurotiomycetes; Chaetothyriales; Herpotrichiellaceae. Bases 1 to 1107 code for a protein of 368 amino acids.
AUGUACAUCACGCCCGCGCUGGUCGCAGCCUGUCUCACCCUUGAGGCAUCCGCAUUCCUGGUACCUCUCGAGGUUGCCACUGCUGCUAAGCAAGCAAAGUCAGAACUUGCCUCGAUCCUGGCAACAACUGGUCAUACUGUCGACCUUGAUUGUCCCGGGUGUCCGUACUUUGGCCCUGAAGAUACAGCCGAACUGCGGGAAGAUGUUGAGAACAAGAUCCAUCUCGAGUUCGACAUCGAUCCUCAACUAGGCCUGACCAUCAAUGAUCAUGCUAUAUUCUCCUCCGAGACCGAUACCGCCUCCAUACCCUACCUAGUGUCCGCCCCUCAGAUAAGAGUAGAAGACGGUCAACAAACAGACCCCAUUCAGCUGGACUUUGCCUGGGAGAGGCUAACACCCAUCGUCUCUGCCGAUGAACCUGAUAAAUCUAUCCUACCUAUUCGGUUUACCAUCCUGGGGCUUCAAGGCAUCCCUGUCAAAGUCGAUACCGUCGCCAUUGACCUCCUCCAGACCCCUGAUCAAACCUCCAUUGCACGCAUAACCACAAUUCCCUUCGAGGAUACACCGGGUGCCACAACCUGUGACACGACCUCAAAAUGGUCUCUUUGCCGUCUGCGGGCCAUCAUCGCCGCUCGUCUCCAAGCAAUCAUGGAAGCAGCUACAGCACGUGCCUCUGCGGCGACCAAGGGCUGUCAUGGUCGCAAAGGCUCCAAUGGACUUGGUCCUAUGGGUGGUGAGGGUCACCCUCACGGUCACCACAAGGGCGGUCACGGUCACCAACAUGGUCAUCACCGCUUCCACCGCUUUGGCCACAUGCUGCACCAAACGCUACGUUUCUUUGUCAUCCCUGCCCUGUUGGGGGUCAUUGGGGGUCUCAUGGCCAGUGCCGUCGGUAUGCUCGUCGGCCAGAUGAUUUCUUACCUGUGGAUCAGAUUCCACCGCAAUGGCCAACGGGGAGAAGCAAGCCGUGAAAUUUGUGUUGUGGAGAUUGUCGUUGAUGAGGAAGAGAAGGAAGCCCUGAUUGAGAAUUCGGAGGUCGACGGCGAACUUCCUCCUCCGCCAGGUUAUAGGGAUGUCGAAGCAGGAUCGGAGGAGAAAUUAAUAUAA